AUGGGGGUGAUGGGGAAGAGCAAGAAGGAAGAGGAAGAAGAAGAAGAAGCAGAACGACUGGCCAAAGAGGAAGAGGAACGGAAGGCUGCCGAAGUAUCUACUGCAAACAAUCUUAGCUGGGCUGAGGAUGGGAAUGCAGAUGGUGACGAUUGGGCUGGUGUUGGAAAGAAGAAGAAAGGCAAGAAUGAUCCACCAGCAGACGAUUUUCAGGAUGUCGGUCUGAACGAUGGUGCACCUCAGCUGGACUUGAACUUCGAUACAGCACCUAAAACUGGCGGGACCGGUUUUGGCUUCGGCGGCUGGGGUAAGGACUGGAAUACUGGCGACUCUAACAAAAUGGGACUUGGGGCCAUUGGUGAGUCUGCCUCAAAAGGGGAAUCCAAAGAUACGAACCCCUGGGCAAUCGGCAAGACGAAAUCAUCCAAGACCCCCGGUGGGUUUGAUUUUGGUGAUUUGGGAUCCCCUCCUGCGCAAGAAAUUAAGCCUGAUGAUAGCUGGGGAGCAUGGGGUACCUCUAAGAAUGACAAAAAGAGCUUACUUGAUCCGGAGCCCGAACCUGAACCUCAACCAGAGCCAGAACCGGAGCCAGAACCAGAGCCAGAACCUGAACCGGAGCCUAUCAAUGAUCCCACGCUAGAGAUUGGGUUCAAAACCCUUCCCAAGAAGGAACAACGAAGGUUAAAAAAAGAAUACGAACAGAAGGUUAAGGAUGCCAAAGCGGAGGCCGAGGCCAGGGCUCAGGCAAGAGAGGAAGCAAAGGCAGCCAAGGAAGAGGAGGAGCGUCUAGCCAAGGAAGAGGAAGAGAAGAAAGCCCAGGAGGAAGCAGAGCAGAAGGCCAAAGAGGAGGAGCGUCUAGCCAAGGAAGAGGAAGAGAAGAAAGCCCAGGAAGAAUCCAAUGACUGGUCAUGGGGCGUCCCAUCCAAGAAGGACAAGAAAAAGAAGAUUGAUCUUUUGGCUGACCCUUUACCUGCACCCGAUCCUCCUACGGAUGGUGGUUGGAUGGGUGGUUGGGGAACCGAAAAGAAAAAAAAGUCCAAGGAUCCCGAGCCGGUGGUGGAACCUUCUCAACAGGAGGACGACACCUGGGAUAGCUGGGGCGUCGCAACCAAGAAGAAGAGUAAGGGUAAAGUCGAACCAGAGCCGGAGCCGGAACCUGAACCUGAACCUGAACCCGAGCCUGAACCCGAACCUGAGCCAGAACCGGAACCUGAGCCAGUACCGGAGCCAGAGCGAGAGCCACUUGAUCCUCUCUACGAAAAUUGGGCUGGCCUAAAUUCCAAGGAAAGAAAGAAGCGAGAGAAGAAGUUGACGCAGAAAGGCCUUCCUAUUCCUGGUAAAGAUGGCUUCCAGCUUCCCUCUGACAAACCGCCCGAGCCCGAGCCUGAACCCGAGCCUGAACCUGCACCUGAACCUGAACCUGAGCCCGAACCUGAGCCCGAGCCCGAACCUGAACCCGAGCCAGAGCCAGAGCCGGAACCGGAGCCAGAGCCAGUGAAGCCAAUCGAAGAGGAAGCUUGGGGAGGAUCUUGGGGUGUUACCAAAACCAAGAAGAAAAAGAAGGGCAAGGAUGUGGAAGAACCGCCACCUCGUGCUCCUACUCCUCCCCCUCAGAGCCUCACCCCGGAACCCGAGGCGUUCAAUGAAGGUCCAGAUGAUAUAUGGGCAGAGCUUGCCCCAAAGACUUCUAAGGGCAAGAAGACGAAGUCUAUUGAGCCGCCGAAGGAAGAGAAACCUGCGGCGAAGGGCUUCUGGGCAAGUAUCACAGGAGGGUCAUCAUCUAAGAAAUCCACCAAGAAAGCCGACCCUCCUCAGGAGGACGACCUUCUAAUUGAUGUUGGAGAUGAUCCCUCCCCCGAGCCAGAGCCAGAGCCAGAGCCGGAGCCAGAAGCUGAACCUGAACCGGAGCCUGAGCCGGAGCCGAAGCCGGAGCCAGAAAAGCCCAAAGCCAAGAGCAUGGCUAAGUUAUCUGUUGCUGAGCGUAUCAAAGCUUUGGAGCAGGCCAAAAAGGACAAAUUAAAGGAGAGUUCUAAGUCAAAAUCGAAAGAAAAGGAGAAGAAGCCUGAACCCGAACCGGCGCCAGAACCUCCCGCUGAAGACCCGAAGCCAGAAAAAGACCGCGAGCGUUCUAAAGAAUCUGUUCCGGGCAGCUUCCCUGACGAACCUUCUGCUGAGCCCGAGCCAGAACCUCAACCGGAGCCUGAACCGGAACCGGAGCCAGAGCCAGAGCCUGAACCUGAACCUCCAGGUCCUGAUCUUUCGAAGAUGUCCAAGAAAGAACUCAAGAAAUAUAAGAAAGCCCAAGCAGCAGCUGAGGCUGCGAAGGAAUUUGAUCCGCCUCCGGCGCCUGAAGCGCCAGAAGCGCCAGAACCGGAGCCCGAAGCCGAGCGCGAGCUUAGCGCGGAGGCUGAGGCUGAGGUUGAGCCAGCUGAAGAAGCUGACGACGGAGCCCCUCCGAUACCCCCCUCUGAAGAACCGGAGGAAAAACCGGCGGAAAAACCUUCAAAGUCUUCUAAAAAAGAUCGCCCACGUGCGGAGCGUACCAAUACAUCUUCUAGCUGGGGAUUCUGGGGCACGGCGCCACCAGCAAAGAAAUCCAACAAAAAGGAACCAAAGCCUCCAAAGGAACCCGAGCCGGAACCGGAACCAGAGCCUCACACAGAGCCUCAACCUGAGCCCGAGCCUGAGCCUGAAGCCGAACCCGAGCCGGCGCCAAAGCCCGAAGCAGUAAAAGCGGAAGUUGAAGCUCCUGAAGCAUCCAAGGAGCCCUCCAAGGACAAAAAGAAAUCUUCCAAGGAAAAGGAGUCCAGAAGAAAGGAAAGCAGUCGGGUAGAGCGGUCUCCCACAGAUGCAAGGCCAAAAGUGACAAAGUCUCGGCCAAAGGAGUACGAUCAGGAGAUAGAAAAGUCAUCAACAUCGGACCGAGAAAAGCGACGUGAGCGCGAGGCACGUGCCUCAAAACAGCAGCGUGCCACGACCUUGUCUAAUUUCAUACUUGGCGCUCCCCCGUCUGCACGAACCAAAUCAACGCGUAAGCCGGCAACUUCGAAAUCAGCCUCCAGACCAGUAUCGCGACGACCAUCUGUUGAUAUGGAUGGUGAGGGAUCCAUGCCAUCCCCACCCCCGGAGGACAAGCCCGAGAUGCCCGAUAAGGCAGCCAAAUUGAUGGGCAUGAGCGCAUCGAAAUCGAAGCGUGAACGUCCACGGAUGGAGAGGCGGAAAUCAGCCCCUCGAGACCCUUAUGUAAUUGAGGACGACGACUUGGUCAUGGUCAACGCAGAAGACGCCGAUGGCCAAUCGCCCAAGGAGGGGUCCAAGGGUUCUGCACCGAGGCGAAAAUCCAGGAGAGAGUCGCGUCCAAAGCCCGAUGAUGACGAUGCUGUCAUGGUCGAUGCAGAUGGGCCCGAAGAUGGCGUGCUUGUCGAUGCCCCAAGAGACCCCAGGGAGCGGCGCUUGAAGCGCGCCAACACAGCUCCACCGCCGAAGAAACAAGAAUCUGGAGGUUUAAUGGGUCUCCUUGGUUCCUUCAGGAAAAAUACUACUACUCGUCCAGAAAUGCCAGACAGACGAAAGUCCCGCUCAUACCGCGAUGAAGAAGCACGGAACAUGACUGAGCCAGAGCGUGAGGAUCCUCGACGAGUGCGACGUGAUGACCGCCGCCGGCGAUCUGUCAGACCAGAGACAGAUGUGGAAGGAUUCACCACUGAUGCUGCCGGUGCGGCUGCAGGUGAAACAGAAGCCGAAGAUCCCGAAGUCCGCAGAGCUGCCCGUCGAGCGAAGCGCUCAUCUCGACAGGCGCCUUCUGACACACGUGAGACGGAAGCGCGGGAAGCUGAGGAGAGACGCGCCAGACGCAAAGAAAGAGAGAGAGCGCGUGAGCAAAAAGCUAAAGAGGAGGAAGAAGAGCGCCGUCGUGUCCGCCGCGCUGCACGAGAGGAGCGACGUGCUCGAGAAGAACAAGAAGCCCAAGAAGCCCGCGAAGCCGAAGCUGCCGCCGAGGCUAAGGAAGCAGAACGACGCGAACGCCGACGUGUCCGCGAAGAAGAGAUGGCAGCAAAGGCCAAACGUCGGCGUUCGCGCGCGGAAGAACCUCCCGCCCAAAACUUCUACCCACCUGAAGAGCGACGUCGCGGGUCCCGGACAGCCGACGACGCGAAGUAUCGUCGCAGGCCCAGGCCAAUCAUUCCAGAAGACCCCGAGGAGCCUCUCAUGGCCGGCGGCCUUAACCAUGGCAAGCCGAAGAAAGAUAAGACAUCCUCAUGGGUCUACUCCCAAGCCGAUGAACCCCCCGAACCCCCGCCACUCGUCCCAACCUUCAUCGACAUGCCUCCAGCCGCAGCCGCGGCGGCUGAAAACCUUAACGCACACUCCCUUUCUUCAGAUGAAGAAGCUCGACGUGCUGUCCGUCGCCGUGCCCGCCGUCGUGCCAAAUACGGCGAUAUGGCCGACGAGGAGAUUGACGAGAUCCGUUCCCGCCGUCAGCCGUCGCGACGGGAUCCAAAAAGUAGCUCUGGCAGUGGAGACUACGAGCGUGAUCGUGGUAUGAGGUCUCAUGGAAGUCGGCAGGAUGCUCCUGUACCUCCUAGCUCUGGAGCGAAGAAGUCGAGCUGGUUGCGCAAACUUGCAAACUUCUAA
This is a messenger RNA of Penicillium odoratum, 4632 nucleotides long. RefSeq lists its product as uncharacterized. The record is from RefSeq and is a predicted model, not a curated record. The transcript is spliced from 5 exons. Lineage: Eukaryota; Fungi; Ascomycota; Eurotiomycetes; Eurotiales; Aspergillaceae. Bases 1 to 4632 code for a protein of 1543 amino acids.